CUCCACCCAGAGCAGACACACUCCUCCACCAUGGCCUCCUACUCUCGCUCCGUCAACUUCUCUAGUGGAAACCGCCUCGGCUCCAUGAGGGCCCCCAGCGUGUACGGCGGCGCCGGAGGCUCCGGGGUCCGCAUCUCCAGCAUGAGCGCUCCCAGGAGUUUCUCCUCUGCUGGUGCCGGAAGCGGCGGCUUUAACCUGGCAGACGCCAUCGACAUCUCUGACAACAAGAAGUCCACCAUGCAGAACCUGAACGACCGCCUGUCCACCUACCUGGACAAGGUACGCAGCCUGGAGAGCGCCAACGCCGACCUGGAGCUGAAGAUCAGACAGUUCCUGGAGAACAAGACCAAACCUGAGGGCCACGACUGCACAGGUCACAUGGCCAUCAUCAAUGACCUGCAAGACCAGAUCUUUCACGCCACCCGGACUAACGGCUCUCUCUACCUCGCCGUUGACAACGCUAAACUGGCAGCAGAUGACUUCAGAGUCAAGUUUGAGAAUGAGCUGGCGAUGCGUCAGGGCGUGGAGGCCGACAUCGCCGGUCUGAGGAGGCUCCUGGACGAGCUGACGCUGGGCAGGUCCGACCUGGAGAUGCAGAUCGAAGCACUGAGAGAUGAGCUGAUUAGUCUGAAGAAGAACCACGAAGAGGACCUGCUGGCUCUGCGAGCUCAGAUGAGCGGCCAGGUGAACGUGGAGGUGGACGCCGCUCCUCAGCAGGAUCUGUCCAACGUCAUGGCGGGAAUCAGAGAACACUACGAGACCGUCGCCAACAAGAACCGCAAAGACCUGGAGACCUGGUUCCAGGCCAAGUCAGAGGAGAUCAACAAGGAGGUGGCAGUGAGCACAGAGACGCUCCAGUCAUCGCGCUCUGAGAUCACAGAAGUCAAACGCACGCUGCAAGGUCUGGAGAUCGAGCUCCAAGCGCAGCUCAGCAUGAAAGCGUCCCUUGAAGGAACCCUGGCCGACACCCAGGGCAGGUACGGCAACAUGCUGACCGGUUACCAGAGGCAGGUGUCCAGCCUGGAGGAGCAGCUGGCCCAGCUCAGAGCCGACCUGGAGCGUCAGAGACACGAGUACCAGAUGCUGCUGGACAUGAAGACCAGACUGGAGAUGGAGAUCGCUGAGUACAGGAGGCUGCUGGACGGAGAGCUGAGGUGAGUGGACCAGAACUAGAGCUGGGUAACGACCCGCAAGGUGCUGAUCAUCACCAAAGACAUCAUCGACGGCGAAGAGGUCAGCUCUGAAACUCAGCAGAUCGAGUGA
Messenger RNA from Scomber japonicus (chub mackerel), 1263 nucleotides. RefSeq names its product keratin, type I cytoskeletal 13-like. The transcript has 7 exons. Gene Ontology annotation, molecular function: structural molecule activity. Lineage: Eukaryota; Metazoa; Chordata; Actinopteri; Scombriformes; Scombridae. The record is from RefSeq and is a predicted model, not a curated record.